Lactuca virosa is the source of this 345-nucleotide messenger RNA. The record is from the annotation of a GenBank genome assembly. Lineage: Eukaryota; Viridiplantae; Streptophyta; Magnoliopsida; Asterales; Asteraceae.
AUGAAGCUACGAUGCGUGAUGAGCUUGCAAACGACAGCAGCACUAGCGGUUGGUGGUGCUGCACUGUGGAAGGAAGGUGGCGUAUGGUGGUCCCGGCUGAACGACGUCAUGAGGUUGGUCCUCUUCUUCGGCCACGACAGGAAUGACGAUAGAGAAAUCAUCCCGAUGGUUUCCGGCUUUGACAGCAAUGGCGGCAGCCUGAAAGUCACGAAUCGGCGGCAACCACGAUGUCAACUUCUUCUCCGGUCUUUAACUGAUGCAGCCCCCUUUCUCGGUUUCCCAUCGGUCUUCGUUAUUGCCCGCGACAAGAGUCGUUCGAUGGUGCUAGGUGGUCGGAGCCGAUAG